Mizuhopecten yessoensis (Yesso scallop) is the source of this 2700-nucleotide messenger RNA. Its product is annotated as collagen alpha-1(III) chain-like. The transcript has a single exon. The record is from RefSeq and is a predicted model, not a curated record. Bases 1 to 2700 code for a protein of 899 amino acids. NCBI's taxonomy places the organism in Eukaryota, Metazoa, Mollusca, Bivalvia, Pectinida, Pectinidae.
AUGGCAGGUCCACCAGGUCCUCAGGGUCCUCAGGGUCCGCCAGGUGGUGGAGGAGAGAGAUCGUGGAAUCCACAAAUGGGAACGAAUCAGAUGGGAAAUUUCAGGGUCCUACCAGCUAAUAUGGCUGAUAGUUUACGCAGCAGAGCUAGGAUGUUUAGUAACCAGGGAUUUUCGCAGGGGAACCAAGGUACUAUGUUGCCAUUUGUAGGUGGACAUUCACCUGGCGGGAACAUGCCUUCCGGCCAGACAGCAUUCGGAAGUGAUGUGCUGGAUCUUAGUAACAUGCCUAACUUCUCGGAUCGAUUCGGGCUCGCAUGGGGAAACGAAUUAUUAAGGCAGUUAUCACCACAACAAGACAGCGAAACGCCAUCGUCUUUUGGGGGUUCAGGCUCUGGAUCUAAUACAAACAGCAACACGAAUCCUCAACAAGGUGGACAGACAAAUAACCAACCAAACGCUGGUCAACGCGGAUUCGGGAACAUGAUGUCACCCAAUGGUAUGAUGCCACCGAAUGGGAUGAUGCCUCAAAAUGGUAUGAUGCCUCAAAAUGGUAUGAUGCCUUCAAAUGGUAUGAUGCAUCCUAAUGGGAUGAUGCACCCUAACGGGAUGAUGCCCCCUAAUGGGAUGAUGUCAUUUGGACAGCAGAUGCCAUUCCCUGGCAUACCUGACAUAACGCAAAUGAAUCAACAAGGCAACCAAAUAACACCACCCCAAAACCAAGGCCGGAAUAUCCCUGGAAUGCAAACUGGACAGACGCCUUCAGGCAUAAUGUCAGGAGCUUCAAAUAAUGGAUUUCCACAGUUUGGCGGUGGAAAUACAAAUGCUAGAACACAAAAUUCGAAUUCUCAAGGUCAGUUCCCUCCACCCUGGUUAGGUUCCGCACCAAAUAUGUUUGGAAACUCAUUGAAUUCGCAAGGAAAUCAAGGACAAGUACCCGGAAUGAAUGGAAAUAUGGGGACAAACGCUAUGCCCGGUGGAAACGGAAUGUCAGGAAUGUCGGGAAUGAAUGGCAUGCCGGGAAUGAAUGGAAAUGGAGGCACAAAUAACAUGCCUGGUACAAAUGGAAUGAAUAGCAUGUCUGGAAUGCCUGGAGUUAAUGGAAUGCCCGGAAUGAAUGGAGCAAUGCCCGGAAUGAAUGGAGGAAUGCCUGGAAUGAAUGGAGGAAUGCCUGGAAUGCCCGGAAUGAAUGGAGGAAUGCCUGGUAUGAACGGAAUGCCGGGAAUGAAUGGAAGACCCGGUAUGCAGGGAAUGAACGGAGGACAAGGAAAUAAUAAUAUGCUGGGUAACCCAAUGAACAAUAUACCAGGUGGAACGAAUGGUAUGACAGGAGGAAUGAACAAUAUGCAAGGCGUAAGGAAUGGAAUAUUAAGGGGGAUGAGCGGUAUGCCGGGCGGGAUUAAUAGCAUGCCAGGUGGAAUGAAUAAUAUGCAAGGAGGACCUAAUGGUAUGCAAGGAGGGAUGAAUGGCAUGCCAGGUGGAAUGAAUAAUAUGCAAGGACGACCUAAUGGUAUGCAAGGCGGUAUGAAUGGAAUGCCGACUGGAAUGAACAAUAUGCAAAGUGGAAUAAACGGUAAUUCGGGUAACAUGCAAGGUGGUAUUCCGCCAAAUACUGGCAUGCUAGGAGGAAUGAAUAAUGGCAUUCAAGGGGGAGGUAUAAGUAACCCGUCUGGAAUGCCGGGAAUGAAUGGAAUGCCGGGAAUGAAUGGAAUGCCAGGGAUGAACAGCAUGCCAGGAAUGAAUAGCAUGCCAGGGAUGAACGGCAUGCCAGGAAUUAAUGGCAUGCCGGGGAUGAAUGGUAUGCCGGGGAUGAAUGGAAUGCAAGGAUCCAAUCAGGGAGGAAACAAUCAAGGCAAUAAUCAAAUGCCUGGAUUCCCAAAUUUCAUGGGCAAUCCCCAGGGUAACAUGGGUACGAAUAACCCUAUGCAAGGAAUAACUCCUAGUGGUGGCAUGCAACCAGGGAACAAUCAACAAGUAGGUUUUCAGCCUCCGCAAGGGGCUCAAAACCAACAAGCAUUCAACCCAAAUCAGUUUCAACCUCCAUUUAUCGGGAUUCCACCACAAGGUGGGACUGCUGUUCAGGGCAGUGUUAAUAGUCAAGGAAGUUCAAAUGGAUUACCUGGACCAUUAUCUUUUCCUCAGAAUCCAGCUGGCGGGACUUCUAGUCAACCUGGCGGAGCCUUGCAGUUUCCAUUAGGAGGAACGCCUGGUCAGAACCAGUUUGGCACAGGUUUAAAUGGAUUGGCUGGAACAAAUGCGGGGACGUCGUCUUCUACAACAGGCACAGGUAAUAAUCAACAAGGAGAUAGUGACAUGGUCACCACGAUAACUGAUAAUGACGGACGGGUUUUAUGGCGAAGUGACCGUCAUGUUUCAAGGACAGAAAUUAUGCAGGCAAUCCGAAGGCUCGCCAAUAAUGACAAUAGCUCGCCAGCUGCUGCUGCUGCUUCCGCACUACCGUCUGGUGCUCAGUUUCUUGGUGGCAGCGGUGAGACGAGUGCUGCUUCUAACCCAGGUCUAGAAUCAGGGGCUGCUAGUCAGAAUGGUAUCUCCUUUGGAACAGUAGGUUCUAGUACUAAUCCAAUCCAAAAUUUCCCAUUUCAAUCUACACCAAAUCAGGUUGAUCCGAUGAGUACUACAGUUCAUAACUUCAUGGACAAUCCGAACCGACCGAAUCCGUCAGCAGGUAUGUCAACAGUUUAA